Molecule: messenger RNA, 2640 nt
Organism: Nerophis lumbriciformis (worm pipefish)
Lineage: Eukaryota; Metazoa; Chordata; Actinopteri; Syngnathiformes; Syngnathidae
Source: RefSeq, a predicted model, not a curated record
AUGGCGGCAGCGUCAUCCAUCCGGCCGCCGAGCGUCCACUCCUCUCUUGCCCGGGAGAGUGCACUUUCCCCGGGGAUGAACAGCCCCGAGAGCCAGCAGCUGGAGGAUGAAGAGGCGGCGGCGGCGGCGGCAGGAGCGGGUACGGCAACGCAACCAUCGGAGCCGUGGACGAGUCUCCGUGACUUGCCCCAGCUGGAGCCGGAGGAGAUUGAGAGAAGGCUCGCUAAAACUCGCCAAGAGCUUAGCAACAGGCGGAAAAUACUCAUUAAAAACCUCCCGCCCGACACCACGAACCAGGAGGUCCACGAAAUCCUGAAAGAAUAUGAACUUAAAUACUGCUUUGUUGAUCGGAAUAAAGGAACAGCCUUUGUGACUUUGCUGAACGGGGACCAGGCUCAGGAUGCCAUCCGCUCCCUCCAUCACAGCACUGUCCGGGGACGGCUGAUCAAUGUCACCCUGCAGCCGACAGACUCUCUGCUCUGCCUCACCAACCUGCCGCACACCUUCACUGCUCAGGAGUUUGAGGAUCUAGUACGUUCUUACGGAAACAUCGAGCGCUCCUUUCUGGUGUAUAGCGACCUGACUGGCCACUCCAAGGGCUAUGGAUUCGUCGAGUACAUGAAGAAAGACUCUGCUUCGCGGGCCCGUUCUGAGUUGCUGGGAAGACCAAUGGGGGAUCGAUCAUUGAUGGUGCAAUGGAUGGACGUCAAUCAACUGUGCCAGGAAGAGAACCUGCACUCCAAAUGUGUGUGUGUGGACAGGCUUCCUCUUGACCUCUGUGACUCUGAAGAGAUGACCCAAAUCUUCUCAGAGACCUACAAACCUGUCUUCUGUCAACUUGCCCAGGAUGAGGGAAGUCCAGUGCGAGGAUUCGGGGUGGUGGAGUACGAGUGUGCAGAGCAGGCAGAGUUGGUGCUGACUGAAAUGGACAGAAAAUUGGUGGGAGGACAGGAGGUCCGUCUGUCUCUCUGCACCCCUGGCACCUCAGGGAGAAGCACCCUGGCUGCACUUAUUGCCGCCCAGGGUAUGAUUCUAAGUAACAGGAAAGGCCUGCUGCCUGAACCGAACCUAGCUCAACUGUUGACCAGUAUGACAAACCCGGCAGCCUUGCAGAUUCUCAUGAGACCUUAUCACAGUGGGAAACGGGGAGGGAAGUAUGGCCGGCACACGAACCUCCCGUUCCUCAGACCACCGCUCACCGCUGCUCUUCUUACACUUGGAAAAGCUCAUCAGAGUACCAUGUUUGGUAAUGGACUCGUUCUUCAGAACCUCCUGCACAUGCAGCUUGCCCAGCAGCAGCUUUUACACAUUAAAGACAAGUGCAUCAGCAGUGCCUCGAGUCUCCUGGGAGAUCCAUCCAGGUUACUGAUGCAGAAAACAUUACCUCUGAGGGCUCCAGGCCUCAUAGCACUUGGGAAAGGCCUUCUGGGAGACUCCCCUUCAGUGCCGGAGUUUUGCCAUGAGUCUGUACCAGCAUCAACUCACAAUGCCACUGUAGUGGUGUCAGCAGCAGGUGUGAUGCCUUACCUCCAACCUCGACCCGGUGGAGGAGAACAAAACGGCAUCCAGUCCAUCUGCACAGUUUCCGCUGCCUCCUCUUCCUCGGUCCCGUCUUGUUCCCCCUCCUCCAGCUCUGGUGAUAGGCAGGCUGUCCCUCCAGGGAAUAUGAUUCAGGGACAGAGCUACUCUUUGGGGCCGAAUAACACGGGCCUGUGUGCCGCUCCACCCAACCCCCCAGGGGGCGUUUAUACAUCCACGGGGCAUCACAACAGUUCAGAUGGCUCCCCACUUGCAAACAUGGUGAGCAACGGUCAAAGUUCUCUGCUUGGUGAGCCUCCCAAAGAUGUCAGACUGCCUUCUAAUCCGUACCUGAAUCUAGCAAGUGUAAUGCCAGGGGUUGUUCUGCAAGGGUCACUAGGCAGUAAAGCCCUGACAGGACAGCCUGCUUCCAGCAUGUACGGCAGCUCAGCGACCCCUGUUGUCUCCCAGAGUAGUGGCUCCUUCUCCCACAAUGCAGCUGCUUCAACCACCACCUCAUACAACACUGACACGUCCUCUGAUUACAACCAUUACAACCAGGCAUACACCCAGUGGUACCAGCAAUACCAAACAGCACAAGGCUACCACUCUGGAACACCACAGGACAACUCAGCCGUUGAUUACGCAAAGGACCACUCACAGGUUCCACCAGUUUCUUCCUAUAGUGAUUACAAUUCCUACAUGCAGACAGUCACUCAGUACUACUCACAGCCUACAGCUACUCAGGCCUAUGCCAGCAAGGAGGCAGAUGUGUGUAAGCCUCUCGGCGUGGCUCUUCAUGCCGUCAACAGUGGCGUGGCCGCGCCCCCGCCUGUCCUACCAACUGCUGCCGUGCUGCCAGCCUACAGCACCCUGCCUCUGAUGCCUGGUUUCCUUGGGGCACCGCACCCAAUGACGGCUACGCCGAGUCCCGUUACACAUGCGCAAGCUGCCGCAACAGAUUGGAACACCUAUUAUUAUAACCAGACACGGGGCCACAAGAGGGAGUACCCCCAGUUGGCGGUACAGGAAGUGGCAUCAUCCGACGGCGGCUACAUCGGGCAGCACUCCCAAGGUCUUGGAGGGCAGUAUGCUGAUUAUUUCAAGAGGAAGAGGCUGUAG